Laetiporus sulphureus 93-53 is the source of this 1798-nucleotide messenger RNA. RefSeq lists its product as uncharacterized. The record is from RefSeq and is a predicted model, not a curated record. The coding region runs from base 76 to 1431 and encodes 451 amino acids. The transcript is spliced from 7 exons. Lineage: Eukaryota; Fungi; Basidiomycota; Agaricomycetes; Polyporales; Laetiporaceae.
GCCUUCGUCCCGGUACAUAGCCAGGAGGAACUCAGACACGAUCUACAGCUCACGACUAUCACAAGCACCACCUCCAUGUCCUCAGACUACCAGCAAGCCCGCCGCGCGGGGCCCUCCCCUAUUGGCGACCCAAUAAGUUUCACAGCCGGCCAGUAUGCCGGCCGAACCCUGCGCGCGGAAUUGGAGGAGUUGCAGAAAGCGGAUUUAGGUCGCAAGUACGCACGGAAGGACCGACGGCCCCUUGAUCCGCCGCCCGUCGUGCAAUUUCGGCUCUUUGACGUGUUCAAUGUGGGCACUUCACGGCAAACGGAGCGCGAGAUUGACGACUACGAUGAGAUCAAAAACUUUGGUGCGCUUUGUCAUGUAGACCUGUUCCCUAUUCCGGGAGACGACGAGGAUGAAGAGGACGAGACAGAGGAGAGCACGGCACAUCACGAACUACCACCCAGCUCGUUUGCUGAGUCAGCCCAUGCAUCAAUGUCGGUUGCUUCGGGGUCAAAACUUUAUAUCCACGGACCAGAUCCAUAUCAAUCAGGCUACUCGUUAGUGAACGCAUACGCAGUGCCGCCACUAUUACCAUCUUCAAUGUCGCACGCGCACUAUACCAUGCCAACGUCACUACCCCCGCCGAGCGGGAUACCUACCGCCACACUGUACCCGAUCGCGAUGCUCCCAACGUCGUCCUUAGCACACACAUAUUCAGUCCCUGCGCCUUCGCUGCCACCAUUGCCGCUGCAGAUACCCGGAUCGUCGGGGAGUAACCAGUAUGCACCGACGCGGCAUCACCAGCCAUACCCGCAAUACCAAGAAUACCGACCACCUGCACCACCGGACCCGGAUAUCAUUGCGUAUAUGGGCGAUUUUGCUAUACGAGAAAGCUCAAAGUGCACGACCGCGCUCGUGGGCGCGACGUUUGUCCAGUCGGCGGUAGUGGAGUUCAAGGGGAAGAAGGCGCUGAUGUUCGUGUUCUCUGACCUUGCGGUGAAGAACGAGGGGACGUUUCUCCUGCGGUAUCGGGUCUUCAACAUAUACUCCAAGGCAUGCGGGCCAACCGAGAUACCGAUUUUGGCUGAAUGCUACGGCGGGCCGUUCAAAAUAUACUCGACGAAGGAAUUCCCAGGGCUACGCGCUUCGACUGAUCUAACGAAGCACAUAUCGUUCUUCGGUGUCCGACUGAAUCUCCGCGAGAACGAGCGCAGGAGGCGGAAGAAGAGCGAGAUCGAAGCCGACAGGCGGAGGGAGGCCGAGCUGGCGGCGGCGACGGCUGGAGCUGAGGAGGUCUUUGGUGGCUCGCUGACCAUGUCUGCGUCGCCCGUGUCGACGGCGGCCGCUGCGAUUUACCACGCCGCCAGUGUCAGCCCGAGUACGAGCAAGGGAAAGCGCAAGCAGAGAGCCGGAGAUGAGGGGAGCGAUGGAGGUGGCCUGUUAUAGUUGGGCGAACCGCGGGUAUAGGUAGACUAUCGGAUACCUUCUUUACUUCGUUAGUCCGUUGCAUGCAGUCCGGGUAUGUCGAGUCCGAGUUUUGCGGUGACCGGGCCGUUGAUGUGUGUUUUGCGCUGUCAUACUGAUGAUGUCGGAGUGCAUGCCGUUUCUCGUGUGUAGGUUAAACUAUAUGAUAGCCACGGCCUGGAUGCAGACUGAUGCGGCUGGGCUUUGUGAGGGAUGCGGGGAUAUCUCGGUAAAGUCUACGGAGAUGGUUUAUGUUGAGACGGAUGAGGAUGUGGAGGAGACAGGGGUGAGCAGGGGGGUGGUCGUGGGGAACGUGUCGUAUAUAUUGGUGACGGCAUGCCAUCUGGGC